Penicilliopsis zonata CBS 506.65 is the source of this 1287-nucleotide messenger RNA. RefSeq lists its product as hypothetical. The transcript has a single exon. Lineage: Eukaryota; Fungi; Ascomycota; Eurotiomycetes; Eurotiales; Aspergillaceae. The record is from RefSeq and is a predicted model, not a curated record. The coding region runs from base 1 to 1287 and encodes 428 amino acids.
AUGUCUGAAGCUACGUCGCAGUUGGAACAGUUAGACCUGGAGUCGAAAUCCGACCACUCAAAGUCGGACUCGACCAGCUCUCUAUCGGACUCGACCAACUCUCAAUCGGACUCGUCGACUCUUGUUUAUAGCCAGGAGCCUUUUGAGACCUUCAAGCUGCGGGCUCUGAAGUUAUGUGAAGCCGUGCUGGGCGCUGCUGCCAGUGGCGAGGUUUCAAUCGAGCGCAUGCGCGGAGGAGGCUUCAACAGGGUCAUUGCCGUCUCGGUGGCCGGUCAUGAAGAUGGAAACCAAGAAUCCGUCGUCAAACAGUACAUCCUCCGCAUCCCACGGUUUGAGAUCCGGCAGAUAGUCGAUGAUCUUGCGCCCCUCCAAUUACUUCGGCAAGAAUCAACCAUCCAAAUCCCACAUGUCGUCAAAUUCGACGCAACCCAAUCCAAUGCCCUGGAACAACCAUACAUGAUCAUGAUGCGUAUUUCUGGUUCGCCUCUUUGGCCAGGCUACCCUGACCUGUCCCAGGAAUUGAAAUGCGCCAUUGCAAAAGACCUUGGCGCGGUCUACUUGCAGUUACAUUCGAUCAGAAGUGUUACAGCGGGCAGAAUCACCUCUUUGCCUUGUCCGGAAGAUCCAUCCAAGGACUCGUUGAGAAUCCAGCCCUUGGAUAGACCAGCAGCGACUGACUCAACCGUGCCGUAUGAGAAGGGACCUGCAGCACAGACGGUUUUUGACACAAUCCAUGCAAUUCUCCAACAUCAAAAAGACCUGGCUACUGCUAUGAAUCCAAGCGCAGCUUCAUUCAGAAUCGAGUUAUAUGAUCAGUUUCUGACCAUAGCAUCAGAGAUGGAUGCCCUGGGCAUUCUGGCUGAGAGUGGAAACUGUCUUUGCCACCGCGACUUGGAGCCUCGCAAUAUCAUGGCACAUGCGCAAGGCAUCAGUGGCAUCCUUGACUGGGACAGUGCAAUCUUUGCUCCGCUUGUGAUGUCUUGCGCUCCCCCAAUGUGGCUAUGGGCAUGGAAUGAGGAGGAUGAGGAGGAUGAGCGGCUUGCAGGAGACAUUCCCUCAGCGCCUGAAUCCCGCCAACUGAAAGAACUGUUUGAACAAGCGGCUGGCCCAACCUAUCUUCGGUUUGCGUACGGGGCUCAGUAUCGACUAGCUCGGACACUCAUUCACUUUGCUAUUGAUGGAAUACAGGUAGCUGAAGACUUGGAUAGAGCUGACCUGCUUCAGAGUGAGUGGGAUGAGGUACGAAAAUUGUUGGAAUCGGCAAAGGUUGCCAAAGAGGAUGAAUAG